AUGAUUCUUGAUGACUGGAUAUCAGAGCGGGCUGCUGAGAGUGACACUCAGUCCACAGAUGCUGGGAGCUCCUCCCCUUGGGAGGAAGCCCAGCAGGGUGUGUGGUAUGACGGGGGGCCUCCCGACUUGGUGGACAACUACCUGCAGGCUCCGACCCCCAAAGACCAGGGCAUGCUGGGCGGCCUAGAGCAGGCGAUCAAUGGCUGGCUGUCUUUGCCUGACACGUACCCUACCCCUGUGGUCAGGCUGUUGUGCAGGAACCUUUCAGCUAUGGUGGUGCUGCAUGAGAGUAACCCUUCUCAGCAAGUGCGUUCAGAUGGCCGCCUUGAGCUGGAGAUCAAUGGCCUGACGGUGUCCAUGGACACAUUCCCUGAGGGAGGGCAUCAGAUCCGCCGCAGCGCCCUCUAUGUGCAGUCCCUGGAGCUGCGGGACUGCAGUCCCCAUGCACUUGACCCCUCUACGGGUGGUGUGUGGCGCUACAUCCUGUCCCGUCACAGGUGCAAAUGGCCGGGGCUGCCCAGCCCGGGCCCCCAGGGCACGGUGGGAACCCCGAUGGUGGAGUUCGUUCUGGAGGCGGUCCGUCCAGAUGUGGAGCGUCAGGGGUCUGAGUCGAUGGAGGAGUACCGGCUGAGGUUGGCUAUCGCGCCAUUGCGGUUGCGGCUUGACCAGGCAGUGGUGGGCUUCCUACAGUCAUACUGCAAGAGCCUGGCGGCCAUGGACGUGGAUACGCCGCCCAGUGGGGCUGGCGAGGACGCCAUGUUCUUCCAGCACAUCGAGGUGGCCCCGCUCUUUGUCGUGGUGGACUACAGGCCCCGCACCUUCGACCUGGCGGCACUGCGGGGCGGCAGCAUGGUGGAGGUCCUCAACAUGGUGCGCUGGGGGGGCGUGAAGGUCAACCUCAAGGGUAUACGCCUGGCAGGCAUGAAGGGAUGGGACACACUUGUGGAGGCCCUUAGCAAGGAGUGGACAUCGGAUGUGGCUGGCACGCAGGCCCACAAGUUCGUCACGGGCAUCCCACCCUUCCGCUCCUUUCGCCGCAUCGGCACCGCCGCCUCCGACCUGGUCACCGUCUCCGUUAAGUCCAUCCGCCGCCCACCAGACGACCCCGCCCGCCACCACUGCUCCCCGCCCUCCCGCCGCAUCGCCCGCUCGGCCGUCUCCCUCCUGCGGGUCAUCACCCUGGAGGUGCUCAACGCGGCGGUCACGGUGGCCGGCGGGGCCCAGCUCGUCCUGCAGGGGAAGGCCGACCCGUUGCCGGGUCCCGGGGCGCAGACCAAGGCGGGCCCCGGGGCCCAGCCGCAGGCUGGGCAGCACCCCCAGGCCGCGGGCGUGAAGGGCGGGCUGAAGCAGGCCGCCGCGUGCCUGGAGAGCGCCGUGAGCAACGUGGUGCUGGAGCCGAUCCGCAGCUUCAGGGGCGGGGAGGGGAUGGGCACGGCGGUGGCCAAGGCGCUGCGUGCGGCGCCCUCAGCGGCGGUGGCGCCCGCGACGGCUGCGGCCACGGCGGUGCGGUGCACGCUGCUGGGCGUGCGCAACGCGCUGGACGUCGAUCACAGCCUGGACGAGUGA
This is a messenger RNA of Ostreobium quekettii, 1566 nucleotides long. Lineage: Eukaryota; Viridiplantae; Chlorophyta; Ulvophyceae; Bryopsidales; Ostreobiaceae. The record is from the annotation of a GenBank genome assembly.